UCUAGUUGAGCAAGGCAUCAUCCCCAAGAACACGGCUGUGGUGCUUGACUUCUGUAGCCAGCCUCGAAUUGGAGCUGAAGUGCGGUUGGACCUGCUCUCAAAGGGGCUCUUUUGCAACGGCCCCACGAGUUAAUUAAUAAACUCGUAUGUUUCGUAGUAUCUGAAGCGUAGUGAAGGCGAAAGCGAUUAAGAGGUGUUAAAUCGUAGUCUGUGAUGCGAUGCUACUUAGCUGUCGGAUGUGAUUUUCGGUAUUAUCUCUGAGCUUUCGGUCCGCUGUUUACCAACAAGCAGCGAGCAGAUGCUGCAGAGUAUUCAGUGUUAAAAAUAAGUUUUGUGGGCUGUUCCGUGUUCGCGAAAAGUUAGUAAUUGGCUGAAUAUUUGUUAGUUUUAGUGGUUUAAGUGCUUUAACGUAUCACCAGCAGAGUGGAAAUUAGUUCUGCAAAUAUAAAUCUGGAUUCAUUGUACACGAAGGCGAGACUAGCGAUACCUAAAUUGAACGACAAAAUGGCAUGUUUUAAACAGAUUUACAGCAAGGGACCGACGUUGGCUCAGCUGGCUAUAGCGUGGCUCGCAAUUAGUUCACACGUGGAGUGCGCCGUUGCAAGUCCGCACUACCGAAACAAUAUUUACGUGAUAUACGCUACCGCAGCCGCCGAACCAGAGUCUGAAACCAAUAUGCCCGACAGACCAUCUUUCGAUGAAUACAAAGUGAGCAGGAGUAUGUUCUUUCAGGACGAAAAUUCCCGCGCGUUAGGAUCGAAACUGAAACUGAACGAACGUGAGUUGCUGGCUAAUGAAAUUUUCCAGCUGGUAAAGAAACGUGAUAUGGACAAUGGUUUCGCCGACCCAAGGAAGUUUGCUCCGGCCAAGCAUAUCUUUAAAGCCUUAGAUGAGAUCAAAAAGUCAGAUAUGUUUUACCUGCUAAAGGCCAUGCCAAAAGGAGGAGUGUUACAUGCGCACGAUACUGCCCUGACUAGCACGGACUAUGUGGUUUCCCUCACUUACCUUCCAAACUUGUGGAUAUGUUCAAGUCCAGAUUCAAACGAUGUUGCUUUCAAGUUUGCCCGGACACAACCAGAGCCAACUGAUGGUCUCGAAUGGACGCUUGUCGCCGACCAGCGAGCAAAAAGAGGAGCAGAUGACUAUGACGCUGAGAUUAGGAAACUUUUCACCUUAUACACUCCUAAUCCGGAAAUAGAGUACAAGGACAUCAAUCAUGUUUGGGAAUGCUUCAUCGGAAUUUUCAUUAAGAUAACACCGUUGCUCACUUACGUUCCAGUCUGGAAAGCAUACUAUAAACAGGCUUUGAAGGAGUUCUAUGAAGAUGGCGUUCAGUAUUUGGAGUUUAGAGGCACGUUACCAGAUUUAUACGAUUUAGACGGGAAAAUUUACAAGAAUGCAGAAGUUGUGGAAGUGUACGUUGAAGCUCUUGAAGAAUUUCGUGCUGAAAAUCCUGGAUUCAUUGGCUCGAAAUUCGUUUAUGCUCCAACUCGUAAAGUGGAUGAUGCAACAUUCGCUGAAUAUAUGAGGAUCGUGGUAGAUUUGAAGGCCAAAUAUCCAAACUUCGUUGUGGGUUUCGAUAUCGUCUCCCAGGAGGAUGCAGGACGACCGCUUAUCGAUUUCGCCGAACCACUUCUCAAUCUACCUAACGACAUCAACUUUUACUUCCACGCUGGUGAGACGAACUGGAAUGGAAUGAGCACCGACGAGAAUCUUAUCGAUGCCGUUUUGUUAGGGACAAAAAGGAUUGGUCAUGGUUACGCCAUUCUAAAGCAUCCAAAAGUCCUUGAGGCUAUUAGGAAGAAAAGCAUUGCCAUUGAAUUGAAUCCAAUUUCCAAUCAGGUGCUGAAACUUGUGGACGACAACAGGAACCAUCCAGGAGGUUACUUGUUUGCCGACGACUACCCCGUUGUAGUGUCGUCCGAUGAUCCCUCAUUUUGGGAGGCAACACCUUUGACCCAUGACUUUUACAUUGCGUUUUUGGGCAUUGCUUCAGCACAUGCUGAUCUGAGGACGCUUAAGCAACUCGCCAUUAACUCUUUGGAGUAUAGUUCAUUGAAUUUCGCCGAGAAGAGGGCAGCAAUGAAAAAGUGGGAAGAGAAGUGGAAUCUGUACAUUGAAUGGGUGAUAUCACAGAAAAGCAAAUAUAAUCUUUGAAAGUGGA
This is a messenger RNA of Hermetia illucens (black soldier fly), 2164 nucleotides long. Its product is annotated as adenosine deaminase 2-like. The record is from RefSeq and is a predicted model, not a curated record. The coding region runs from base 505 to 2157 and encodes 550 amino acids. Gene Ontology annotation, molecular function: adenosine deaminase activity. Gene Ontology annotation, biological process: adenosine catabolic process; inosine biosynthetic process. NCBI's taxonomy places the organism in Eukaryota, Metazoa, Arthropoda, Insecta, Diptera, Stratiomyidae. The transcript is spliced from 4 exons.